This is a messenger RNA of Carassius carassius (crucian carp), 3115 nucleotides long. RefSeq names its product xylosyl- and glucuronyltransferase LARGE1-like. Gene Ontology annotation, biological process: protein O-linked glycosylation via mannose. The record is from RefSeq and is a predicted model, not a curated record. The transcript is spliced from 15 exons. Gene Ontology annotation, molecular function: xylosyltransferase activity; glucuronosyltransferase activity. Lineage: Eukaryota; Metazoa; Chordata; Actinopteri; Cypriniformes; Cyprinidae. The coding region runs from base 588 to 2849 and encodes 753 amino acids.
CCUGGACUGGAUUGUGGAUUGUGGAUUGGAGCAGUGAUUGGAGGAUAUGUUGGGAAUGAGAACUGGAAGAGGCUGGGAAACAAACAGGGAGUGUUGUGUGGACUAGAGGCCGCAUCGAUAUCACAAAAUGAUCGAAUAAACGGCGCGUUUGGCGGAUUGCAAUGCACACUCAGCGUGCGGGGAAACGGAAUACGAUAUUUAUCGCUGAUCUUUAGCCUACUAAAGACAAACCGCGUCAAUUAAGUCCAGCAUGCGGCAUUUUUACGCGCUGAUCUUGCAUAUGAAUUGAACACAAACGUGUCCUGAGACUGAAAUAUCUGUGGCAUCUCCUCUCUGUGAUUCUGACUGGAUUUGUGAAGACGAAUGACAUUAAGGCGUUAACUUAGUUCUUCAUUCAUGCACCGAGCCUAUCGCACGGAUACUCAAUAUAAUCUGUCUGUCGGUCAUUUUGGGUUGAUUUUAGUGACGAUAAAGGACUCGUUCAAUCACAAGUGAUUCAACAUCACAGAACAGUGCCAUGCAACCCCUGUCCAAACAGCUGAUGCCCGCAUAGAGGUGUCUGAGUAGACACCCUCUGGCUGCAGAGGAUGCUGGGAAUGUGUCGUGGGCGCAGGAAGUUUGUGGCUGCCUCCCUCGCCCUGAUCUUUAUCCCAGCCCUUACCUGGCUCUAUCUGUCAUCAGCAAAUUUCACGGUCAAACCGUUGCCUCUGUCGCCGCUGGAUCCUCAGUCAUCCGUGCUGAUCGGAGCCGCUGCUGAGCAUCAGGAUGUGGAGCUGCAGCUACGAGAUGUGGAAGAACGUAACCAUGCACUGCGGAGAGAGAUUAGCCUACCACCCAGGGUUCCAACACAUAGCAACAGUCGCCAAGGGAAACAGUUACACACCCAUUCCACAGAAGAGGGUACAGGUGAUAGUGAGGCUAAAAAAGGAGCAGCCUCGGGCAACAGCUCGGACUGUGUGCCUCAGCCUGUGGUGAACAAAUGUGAGACAAUUCAUAUCGCCAUAGUGUGUGCGGGGUACAAUGCGAGCAGAGAUGUUGUCACUUUGGUCAAGUCAGUUCUGUUUCACAGACGGAAUCCUCUCCACUUCCAUUUCAUCACGGACUCCAUCGCUCGGAAGAUCCUGGCUGAUCUCUUCCACACCUGGAUGGUGCCAGCAGUUCAUGUCAACUUUUAUGACGCUGAUGAGCUGAAGUCUGAGGUCUCUUGGAUCCCUAACAAGCAUUAUUCUGGCAUCUACGGCCUGAUGAAGCUGGUGCUGACCAAGACACUGCCCUCUGACCUGCAGAAGGUCAUCGUCCUGGACACUGACAUCACCUUUGCCACAGACAUCGCUGAGCUGUGGGUCGUUUUCCACAAGUUCAAAGGUCAGCAGGUUCUUGGUCUGGUGGAGAAUCAGAGUGACUGGUACCUUGGGAACCUGUGGAAGAACCAUCGGCCGUGGCCAGCGCUGGGCAGAGGCUUUAACACCGGGGUGAUUCUACUGUUGUUGGAUCGAUUGAGGAAGCUAAAGUGGGAGCAGAUGUGGCGGCUGACGGCAGAGAGAGAGCUCAUGAGCAUGCUGUCUACAUCCCUCGCUGAUCAGGACAUCUUCAAUGCUGUGAUCAAGCAAAACCCAUUCCUCGUGCACCAGCUGCCCUGCUUUUGGAAUGUUCAGCUGUCGGAUCACACCCGCUCCGAAAAGUGCUACAAAGAUGUGUCCGACCUCAAGGUGAUUCACUGGAACUCUCCGAAGAAACUGCGUGUGAAGAACAAACACGUGGAGUUCUUCAGGAAUCUCUAUCUGACGUUCCUGGAGUAUGAUGGGAAUCUGCUGAGGCGAGAGCUCUUCGGCUGUCCUAGCGAAACGGACCACAACUCAGAGAAUCUCCAGAAGACCCUGUCUGAGCUGGAUGAAGAUGACCCAUGUUAUGAGUUUCGUCGGGAGCGCUUCACAGUCCACCGCACACAUGACUAUUUCCUGCACUAUGAGUACGAACCACCGUUAGAUAACACUGACGUGACACUGGUGGCCCAGCUGUCUAUGGACAGACUUCAGAUGCUAGAGGCCAUCUGUAAACACUGGGAAGGGCCCAUCAGUCUGGCCCUCUACCUCUCAGACGCUGAAGCCCAGCAGUUCCUGCGAUACUCUCAGGGCUCUGAGGUCCUGAUGAGCAGGAGCAACGUGGGAUACCACAUAGUCUAUAAAGAAGGCCAGUUCUACCCUGUUAACCUGCUGCGUAAUGUUGCUAUGGGGCAGGUCAACACACCCUACAUGUUCCUGUCGGAUAUUGACUUUUUGCCCAUGUAUGGACUCUAUGAGUACCUCAGGAAAUCGGUUGUUCAGCUGGAUAUGGGGAACACUAAAAAGGCUCUUGUGGUUCCAGCAUUUGAAACCCUGCGCUAUCGGCUGUCCUUUCCCAAAUCAAAAGCAGAGCUCCUGUCACAACUCGACAUGGGCACUCUGUUCACAUUCAGAUAUCAUGUUUGGACAAAAGGUCACGCUCCAACAGACUUUGCUAAAUGGAGAACUGCUACAACACCAUACCGAGUUCAGUGGGAGGCCGACUUUGAGCCAUAUGUGAUGGUCAGACGAGAAAGCCCAGAGUAUGACCGGCGCUUUGUGGGGUUCGGGUGGAAUAAAGUAGCUCACAUCAUGGAGCUGGACGCUCAGGAGUACGAGUUUGUGGUUCUGCCCAACGCCUACAUGAUCCACAUGCCCCACGCGCCCAGUUUUGACAUCACCAAGUUUCGCUCGAAUAAACAGUACCGCGCUUGUCUGAAGACGCUGAAAGAGGAGUUUCAGCAGAAUAUGUCUCGGCGUUAUGGUUUCGCUGCGCUCAAAUACAUGACAGUGGAUAACAACAGCUAGCCGAGCACAUUGUUCAGCGAACCGAUGAAAUAACCAAUAAAAUAAGCUGAUCAAGGAGUGCUGUGUGAGGGCACCUUUAUGGAUGUGUUCAGUGAAACUGAGAUUGCAAGGUCAUUAGGAGACACGGCUCGAGAUCAUCCAUUCAUUCAGGGAUCCGAUAAGACGUUUAUCAGUGGUGUUUGACUAAUGUGCCGAGAAAUAAACUGAUGAUUAGAAGUCAUUGAUGAACUUUUGUGAGAAGGAAAGCAGAUCCUACAAAGGAAAAC